AUGAGCUCCCGUUGGAGUGGACUUUCAGUAGAGCCGAGUAAGCCACUUAAUGCUUUACCGACAGCCGACUAUUCAAGUAUAGUUCUAUCGGCUAGCCAACCUGAGCCUGUACGUGCCGGAUUGGUUGAAGAACGAGUUAACUCCAUAGAUCCAUCUUAUUAUGACUGUAUCUACCGUCUGGCCAAUCGGGCGAACGUCAUUGUUGACCAAUGUCACAAGUCGUUAGGCUGUUGUGAAUCUGGUUGUUGCUCGAACACAUCAUGGAACGUCAAGUACGGAUUUGCAGUAGCUUUGAUAGUGUUAUUUUGCUUAUUAGUGAUCGGAGGUGUUAUCUUCACCCUAUCGUGUUGGUUGAUAAACCGAGCCAAAGACAAAAAGCUUAGGAAAGAGUUAAAUGAGAGACAAGAAAUUGAGUUUUCAUCUGCACCAACGCCAUUUUACGGAAUCUCAAACCCACCAGCUGGCAAUAAUCUCCCGCCUAUUUAUUAA
This is a messenger RNA of Auanema sp. JU1783, 489 nucleotides long. NCBI's taxonomy places the organism in Eukaryota, Metazoa, Nematoda, Chromadorea, Rhabditida, Rhabditidae. The record is from the annotation of a GenBank genome assembly.